AUGGGGGAAUAUAUUGAUGAAGAAAUAAAAAUAGAAUUACAGAAAGAAUUCAGUGAUAAAAAAGGAAAAAUACAAGAUGGAGAUAUAGAAAAAAUAUAUAAAAUAGUGAUGGGUAUUAACAGAAAAACCCCAAUAUUUAAAGAUUUACCAGAAUCACUGACUAAUUUGGCAUAUAAUAUAUUUUAUACACAAAUAUAUAGUAGAAAUAUUGAAUGUGUUUAUAAUGAAGAUACUACUAUAUCAAAAAUCAAUAGCUCUAUAACUCAAAUAUCUGAAAUUAUAGAUAUGAUUAAAGAAGAAGCAGAGACAUUAGACAGUAAAAGUAAAAAACAGGCAUUUUAUAAAUUAAUAAGGGAUAAUCAUAUGAUUAUAGCACAAGUAUAUAGGUAUAGAAAGAAUUUCUAUGAUUCUUCUAUUAAUAUACUGUGUAAGAAAGCAGGCAUAUCAGAACUAGAUGAAGAAAUAACUUCAAAAGAUGCCAUAGUUAAAAUACUUGAGUUAACUGAAUCUGGAGAGUGUUCUAGAUUACAGAGAGUAUUAAAUAUACUAAUGAAACAUGACGAUAAUCUAACAACAACAGAUAAGAAUGGAGAAGAACAAUCAAAUAUAUGUGAUUUAGAGCUAACUAAUGAUGAUAUUUAUUCAUUACAUUUAUUUGCAAGAACAAAAGAUUCGGAUUUUUUAAUUUUACUCUUGACAUUAUAA
Messenger RNA from Nematocida parisii ERTm1, 705 nucleotides. RefSeq lists its product as uncharacterized. The transcript has a single exon. The coding region runs from base 1 to 705 and encodes 234 amino acids. The record is from RefSeq and is a predicted model, not a curated record. Lineage: Eukaryota; Fungi; Microsporidia.